Messenger RNA from Urocitellus parryii (Arctic ground squirrel), 4089 nucleotides. RefSeq names its product fascin actin-bundling protein 2, retinal (gene Fscn2). NCBI's taxonomy places the organism in Eukaryota, Metazoa, Chordata, Mammalia, Rodentia, Sciuridae. The record is from RefSeq and is a predicted model, not a curated record. Gene Ontology annotation, molecular function: protein-macromolecule adaptor activity; actin filament binding. Gene Ontology annotation, cellular component: actin cytoskeleton; cytoplasm. Gene Ontology annotation, biological process: cell migration; actin filament bundle assembly; establishment or maintenance of cell polarity.
UGGAGGACACAGUGGACAUGGCUUCCCCAAGCCCCACACACACAAACCAAGCUGUACCCUUGGGACCUGAGGGGAGGCUGGGGUGUGGGCAUGGUGGGGGUGCCUGGCCACACAGCCAGGGCCUCGAGAUACCUGUGGCCCACGGGGUGGCCAAGUUGGCCUGCAGGGAGGGUGCAGACAGAGGAUUUGCACUUGACAGUCCCUCCAUGAACCACCCCUGACGCCCUAACAGUGGACUGCUGUGCCUGGCUGCCCUGUGUGGAGCCACAAUGGCCACUCAAGGGAUGGAGGGCCAGGAGGACAGUGGAGGGACUGGGCACCGUGGCUGGAAGUCCUCACCACCCUGUUCCUGGUCCCCAGGGAGACCUGAGGGUCACACGCUGUCAUAAGGAAGAGGACACCAGGUCUGGACCCGGCCCAGGGUGGGCAGCUCCGGUUCCUUCCUUGGCACCUGGCCCUUGAGGCAGGUGCAGGAGACAGGCCUGGCUGAGCAGGGCCAGCCCGUGGGUCCCCUGCUGGCCAGACACCAAGGGAACAGAGUCUCUAAAGACCCAUCAGGCCAGUCACCCUGGUGAUUCAAGUGGCAGUUACAGGGUCCCCAAGGCCACCCUGCAGGUCUGUGGGAGGCCACAUGAGGAGGGAGGGGAGCAGCCUCAUGGCUCCAAGACCUGCCCAGGGCACUUGGAAGCCACACAGGCCGGGCCGCUGACCACAGGACAGGGGAGCUCCUGCUCGAACACUCCUCCCUAAGGGUGACUGGCUCCCCUGGUGCAGGCUGCUCCGGAGGGCAGUGCGCCUGUGCUGGCCCUGCCACUGGCACUCACACCCUCCUGCCACCUCCAGGCCACCCACAGGGAGAGCCGGGCCCCAGGACUGCAGGCUGGGGUGCGAGCAGGGCAGCCCAGGACGCGCUGUAGGCCACUGGGUGGGGAGCCUGCCUGGGGGGGCUCUGGGCUCCUGGCAGCAAGAGUCAGAGGAGCAGUAACUGGAUCCUGCCGCGGAUCUGGUGGCCCUGCGGCGGGGGCUGCGAUCGGGUUGCGCCUGUGCCGUGGGCUUCCACGGGUGCCCUUUCUGCUUUGGGAAGGAGCUGCGCGGCUGGGAGCACUCGCUGCGAGUCCGAGGGGCCUUGAGGUGGCAGCAGGAAGGUGAGAGGCCAAGAGGUACGGGCACAGGGCCCUGGACUUGGGCCCUAGCAGCCGUGGGAGAAGAUAAGGUGGGGGAGCCUGUGUCCAGUCCUGCCGGGCACUGCUCCAGCCCCGUGUCAGCCAGGAAAGGCUGCAGUCCAGGCUGGGGUAAUGAACCGCCACUAAGCCGGCACGUUCCUGAUCCGUCCUCCCCACCCGCCCUCUGCURCCCACUGGCCACGUAAGAGCUGCCUGGGUGGCCGAGCCACUGGUCAGACAGUGCUGCAGCAGGUAGUGGGGUCCAUGACGACAGCAGGCCCUGGGGGCCAAAGGCCAGUGGAGCAGAGCUGGGCCUCUGGGAGGCCCCAGGACCUGUGAGCACUCAGAGGGAGCUUCCCCAGCCUGCAAGGCCUGGCCUGCCUGGAAGAUGCCCACCAACGGCCUGCACCAGGUGCUCAAGAUCCAGUUUGGCCUGGUCAAUGAUACUGACCGCUACCUGACAGCGGAGAGCUUUGGCUUCAAGGUCAAUGCCUCGGCACCCAGCCUCAAGAGGAAGCAGAUGUGGGUGCUGGAGCCCGACCCGGGGCAGGGCCCGGCCGUGCUGUUCCGCAGCAGCCACCUGGGCCGCUACCUGUCAGCAGAAGAGGACGGCAGCGUGGGCUGUGGAGCAGAGCGGCCGGGCCCUGACUGCCGCUUCCUGGUGUUGCCCCAGCCCGAUGGGCGCUGGGUGCUCCAGUCAGAGCCACAUGGCCGCUUCUUCGGAGGCACUGAGGACCAGCUGUCCUGCUUUGCCACAACCAUCUCCACGGCUGAGCUGUGGACUGUGCACCUGGCCAUCCACCCACAGGCCCACCUGCUGAGCGUGAGCCGUAGGCGCUAUGUGCACCUGUGCCCGCAGGAGGACGAGAUGGCAGCGGACGGCGACAUGCCCUGGGGGGUGGAGGCGCUGCUCACCCUCAUCUUCCAGAGCCGGCGGUACUGCCUCAAGUCCAGCGACAGCCGCUACCUGCGCAGCGACGGCCGCCUGGUCAGGGAGCCCGAGGCCCAGGCCUGCUACACACUGGAGUUCAAGGCGGGCAAGCUGGCCUUCAAGGACUGUGAUGGCCGCUACCUGGCACCCACGGGGCCUGCUGGCACUCUGAAGGCUGGACGCAAUACGCGGCCCAGCAAGGAUGAGCUCUUUGACCUGGAGGAGAGUCACCCGCAGGUGGUGCUGGUGGCCGCCAACCACCGCUACGUCUCUGUGCGGCAAGGGGUCAACGUCUCAGCCAAUCAGGAUGAAGAGCUAGACCACGAGACCUUCUUGAUGCAAAUUGAUCAGGACACAAAGAAGUGUACCUUCUAUUCCAGCACUGGAGGCUACUGGACCUUGGUCACCCAUGGGGGCAUUCAGGCCACAGCCACACAAGUUUCUGCCAGUACCAUGUUUGAGGUGGAGUGGCGUGGCCGGCGGGUGGCACUCAAAGCCAGCAAUGGGCGCUAUGUGUGCAUGAAGAAGAACGGGCAGUUGGCAGCCAUCAGUGACUUUGUGGGCGAGGGCGAGGAGUUCAUCCUCAAGCUCAUCAACCGGCCCAUCCUGGUGCUGCGCGGCCUGGACGGCUUCGUCUGCCACCGCCGAGGCUCCAACCAGUUGGACACCAACCGCUCUGUCUACGACGUCUUCCACCUGAGCUUCAGCGACGGCGCCUAUCAGAUCCGAGGCCGCGGCGGGUUCUGGUACACCGGCAGCCACGGCAGCGUGUGCAGCGACGGCGAGAGCGCCGAGGACUUUCUCUUCGAGUUCCGCGAGCGCGGCCGCCUGGCCAUUCGUGCGCGCAGCGGCAAGUACCUGCGCGGCGGCGCCUCGGGGCUGCUCCGCGCAGACGCCGACGUGCCCUCCGCGGUCGCGCUCUGGGAGUACUGAGGAUCAGCGGGCGCGUGUUCUAAGCCGCCUGUCUGACAACUGCUGUGAGCUCCGGGUGCCCCCUGGGGGGUCAGAAGGGUUGCGGGGCAGGGUCGCUGGCCCAAGUUGCUGAGCACUGGCGUUUUUGUCCCUGGCCCGCUGCAGUCCCUCCCUGCAUCCUCUGUCCAGGGACAACUUCCUGCAGGGGGCCACUCACCCUUCUCUCCCCCAUCCAUCUCAGGGAAAGGGCCAUGGCUGGGAAUCCAGAGAGAGCCCCAUGACCUGGACAGCCGCCACCCUGGGCCUCCUCUGGUUUCCGCACCUGCCCCAGGUGCCUCCAUGUCUAGGCACACAGAUCCUCCUUCAGGAGACACACCCCAAACCUCUGCAGCUGACCUGGGGAGUCCCUGCCCUUCUCUGGGGCCUGGAGUGUCCUCCAAUGAGUCCACUGCCCAAGGACAGGUGAUGCCCAACGAGGGGUAGGAGUCUGGACUGAGGAGAGGGUCCCCUGGGAGCGGGGUCACAGGCUCUGGGAAGUGAGGACAUGCAGGCCAGAGAAAGGAACCAAGCAGAGUCCUAGGGGAGUAGUCGAGGACCAGGAUCUGCCCGGUUCCAGGAACAAGGGUCUGCCCUUGUCCAGGUCUAGAGGGACUAUCCCUGGGGCAAGUGUUGGGCAGAUCAGUUAACCCUGGCAGGGCCAGACAGAGGGAAGCUGAGUGGCCAGGAGAGCAGGUAGACUCCAUGUGCYCCAUGGUCUGUGCUGUCCCCCACUGUCAGCCAGCCUGGAACCAUGUGGCUUUGGUCCCACUGUCCUCUCCACAUAACUAAACAGCACUGAUGCCUCAGGGAACUCCUCCUGAAGAACACCCCUGCAGGGCAGCCUGACGGGGAGGUGGCCUCAGCCUGCAGAGCGGUGCGGGGCAUUGCCCUGGCUCUACAAGGAUGGCACACCAAACCCCCUUGGCCGGGCGUCUCAUUCUGGGUCUGUGUGUUAUGCCCAGCUGAGGCUGCCAAGGCUGGACGGUAUCACUGCUCUGAGACAGUGGUCUCUUGGGACAUCUGCUCUGGCUCCUGAGACCGGGG